This is a messenger RNA of Rhizopus microsporus ATCC 52813, 898 nucleotides long. RefSeq lists its product as uncharacterized. The transcript has 3 exons. NCBI's taxonomy places the organism in Eukaryota, Fungi, Mucoromycota, Mucoromycetes, Mucorales, Rhizopodaceae. Bases 93 to 695 code for a protein of 200 amino acids. The record is from RefSeq and is a predicted model, not a curated record.
UGAACCUUUUGUACAAUAGAAAAAGCAGCCUUAGACAAAAACCACAUAUCUUAACUGCUGAACAGAUAUGUAAGCUUGGAGAGAUCAUAGGCAUGAAGUUUCAUAUAAGAGAACUCGUCCCUACCAUGCUGUUUCGUUUAAAGAAGCGCAAGCUGGAGGCUAUUUAUCGUUAUCUUUCAGAGCACCAUCUUCUACAUGAUAAAGAACCACUGAUAGCCGAUUUACAGACGCAUCGGCUAGGAAAAUACUUGUUAUCAACCAUUUAUCCUGGAUACUCAGCGGCUAGAGCCAGAAAUUUUGCGUACCGAGAUUAUCGAGAGUGUAGAGAAAAGGAGUAUGGCACAGUGGAUCCAUUAGCGUACGACUAUGCGCCGACGACCGAAAUGUUUGAAAGGCUGGAUGAAGUGUUUCGUGUUGAUGUGAAUUGGCAAAAUGAGCAGCGGUUAUUGAAGCACACUAUUAAGAUCCCUGUGCAUAUCUUGAAGAAAUCAAUUGAUAGAAUUGAUGCAGUAAAUGACAAUAAGUCGAUACAAAAUAUUGAAUAUCACCUUUACUUGUGGAAUUCCACCAAGACAUUAUUGAAGCCUCUGUGUAAGUCCUUGAUUAUAAAUUCGAAUCAGGUGUGGACAGGGAGGCAACAGGUGAACAUAAAGAAUGUCAAAGCCAACACUGUGAUUCAUAUUCGGUUUUUGUAGAAACUUGUAAAUGGAGGAUUUAUGCAUAUUGACAUUAGUCAACAAAUUAAACAGUACGUUCGACGAAGAUCAGUGACAAAUGAGACAGAGAAAGCAGAGUUGAGGCGAUAUAUAAGCCUUGAAGUUGAACUAGCAGACGAAAAUGAGCGAAAUAUAAGUCACAUAUCUAUAUGUGCAGUGUUAAGAAUACCCUCAAACGAGGU